UUAUACUCUCUAUAAUAUUACACGCAUAGUUCACCAGAUAUUACCGCUCGACCAACUUGUCUUCUGCUAGUUGAUAUUUUGAAGUCUCUUUUUCUGAAAUAUGGGAAGUUUAAAGGCUUUGGUGAUUAUCGCUGACGGGGUGAGCACCACCGAAAUCAUACCCCCGAUCGACAUGCUCCGUCGCGUCAACAUUUUUGUAACGGUGGCGGGUGUGGAUGGUCCGCAGCCUGUAAAAGCCGACUCAGAUGUGAUGAUCGCUCCGGACAGUAGUCUUGACGACGCCCUGAAAAAGGGCCCUUAUGAUGUUGUAAUACUUCCAGGAAGCGAGCAAUGCUCAUACCUUGUUGCCCAGAGCAAGCAAGCGGCGGAAUUCGUGAGUGCUCACGCGGCGGAGAAAAAGAUCGUUGGUGCUCUUGGGUUCGGUUGUGUGACCCUAGUGAAUUUUGGUGUGGGCAAGGGCAAAAAAAUCUCCGCCUCACCCUUCUAUGAAGGUAUUGUAAAGAAUAUGGACAAAAAUAAAGAGUGGACUUUCGUUGAGAAUGAAAACCUAAUUUUUGAUGGAAAUAUAAUCACAACCAAGGGAGGCCUGUAUGCCAUGGAUUUCGCAUUUGACCUGCUGCAGAAACUUGUGGGCAAGAAAGCGGCUGACGAAUUGGCACAGUUUGUCAUCCACACCCGUAACCCUGGCAAAAAAUAUGCUUGCGCCUAAUAAAUAGAAUGUGGCGCUUAGCGUAAAACAGAUUUAUGCAGUUUAAUAAACGUAUUUUUUCUGGAAA
Molecule: messenger RNA, 776 nt
Organism: Neocloeon triangulifer
Lineage: Eukaryota; Metazoa; Arthropoda; Insecta; Ephemeroptera; Baetidae
Product: Parkinson disease protein 7 homolog
Exons: 4
Coding region: 101-709 (202 amino acids)
Biological process (GO): guanine deglycation, glyoxal removal; protein deglycation, glyoxal removal
Cellular component (GO): nucleus; cytosol
Molecular function (GO): protein deglycase activity
Source: RefSeq, a predicted model, not a curated record